Molecule: messenger RNA, 183 nt
Organism: Coccomyxa subellipsoidea C-169
Lineage: Eukaryota; Viridiplantae; Chlorophyta; Trebouxiophyceae; Coccomyxaceae
Exons: 2
Coding region: 1-183 (60 amino acids)
Source: RefSeq, a predicted model, not a curated record
AUGCAAAAUGGUGCGCAGCCGUGGGGAGGGGGGGGCGGCCGCGAGCGGCGCAGCAUGAUCCGCGCGGAGUUGAUAUCCAAGACCGGCAUUGCUAUUUUCGCCGGGCUGUGCCUCGGCAGCUUCUUUGCCGUCAUCGUCGCCACAAGUUCCCACGAUCAUGAGCAGGACCGCACGACAACCUAG